AUGGCAUUUUUUUCCAAAAGGUUACCUCGGCUUGAGUCGUUACUUUCAAGGAAAUAUUUCUUGCAGGAGAAAAAACGAUGUGCGGAUAUAUCGGCGAUCAACUGGAUAAAUCAACGAAAUCGUAACAAGAUGAAGGAACAAUUCUUGAGUAAUAAGGUCGAAAUAGAUAUCGAAAUGCAAGAUGAUCCGUUCACGAGAAAGAAGGAAAGGAUGAAGGUGGUAGCUGGCAAAUCUGGAGCUGCUGCGCUAGAACAUGCUGCAAGCACUUCAAAUAUACCUCAAGAUCCGCAACCCACUGCUGUUGCUCUCUCGAUGGAGAAUAAUUCUUGGAUUCCAGCAGCCACAUCUUCUACUCUGGCACCGAAAACUACCACGCCUAGUGGCCGACCACCAGUGCAAUCAAAAAGUGCUAGCAAUCUGUUCGAUUUGCAUAGUAGCAUAAAGAAGAUCGAUUUGGAUAUAGAUCUAGGGAAGCUCACACGACCAGCUACAAGUAGUGCGCGACUGGAGGAUACGUUACAUUUGCCAACACCUCGUCCUACAGCACCGCCACCUACUUCAGGAACUAGUCUUUUGAUUUCCUCUACUUUCUCUGUUUUCCACCUUUCUGAUAAAAAUGUACUCAUUACGGUAGCGGUAAGAGGUCUGUAUGAGGUAAGGAUCGUAAAAUUUCAUCAUUCCUGAAA
Cylicostephanus goldi is the source of this 686-nucleotide messenger RNA. Lineage: Eukaryota; Metazoa; Nematoda; Chromadorea; Rhabditida; Strongylidae. The record is from the annotation of a GenBank genome assembly.